AGCAAAGGAAUGUACUACUGUAAACGGUUUUGUAUGUCUCUCUCUCUCUAGACCUAAUGUAUCUUUAAAGUAGUGUGUAUCUAAUGAACUCUUAAAUUAAUGUCUCGUUUACAGCCUGACAUCAGAUACAAAGUCAGUCAGUUUUGGCAGCAUUAAAGUAAACAAGGAAACAACAAUUCAGUGACACCAUUCAAUCCUGCCAUUCAAGUUGCAAAGGCAGCUGUCUUGUUCCAAAUUCAAACUGCAUUUAAAAAUGCUAGUUGAAUAGGACAAAGUCAGUUAGAAAGCGCUCAGUCGGACAUAUCAGUCAUCACCUCUGACCUGACUGACUAUUAUAAACUUGAACGCCUGUUUAUGCAAAUAAUUAAGAUUAGUGACGUCACGACCGCAAAAAGGGUCCUCAUAAUCCUAUAUGGGAUGUGUGAAAUGUGAUUAAGUGAUUGCAUUUUUAAUUAAUCUGGUCGUGGCCGUUUCAGGAAUAAAACGUGGCAUUGAAGCUUUUGGAGAGGCGGCUGCGCGCAUUUAACGGCGAGGGCGCACCGGCAGGGAUACCUGCAAGCAAACCAUCUUCAGAAGUUCUCCAGCAUGUGCUUUGACUAUGAUCAACACUGCUGGAACUACUGCGCCACCCCAUGACCACCGAAGGAUUGCAAGCACUCAGCGUAUUUAAACCCCCUUGCAAGGCACUGGGGGAGUUACAGUGUGAAUUGGACUCUGACUGAGUAAAAGUUCGCCGGGGAUUGUGCUUGUGGAUACUAGGACAGACACACUAAAAGAUGGCAAACAAAGGACAGGUUCCGCACCUUCACUUGGCAGAGCUGACCGCAUCUCAGUUCCUGGACAUCUGGAAACAUUUUGAUGCAGACGGAAAUGGCUACAUUGAGGGUAAAGAGCUUGAGAGUUUCUUUAAGGAGCUGGAGGUUGCGCGGAAAGGAGCAGGUGCGGACCCCUCACUCUUUAAAGACAGGAUGACAGAGUUCAUGCAGAAAUUUGACCAGAACCACGAUGGGAGAAUUGAGAUGUCAGAGCUGGCUCAGAUCUUGCCCACAGAAGAGAACUUUCUCCUCUGCUUCAGACAGUUUGUGGGAUCCAGCACUGAGUUCAUGGCAGCCUGGAGGAAAUACGAUACAGACCGCAGUGGUUUUAUCGAGGCUAAUGAACUGAAGGGCUUCCUUUCUGACCUCCUUAAAAAGGCAAACAGACACUAUGAUGAGCAGAAAUUGCAGGAAUACACACAAACAACACUCAGGAUGUUUGAUCUGAAUGGUGAUGGAAAACUGGGUCUGUCUGAAAUGGCAAGACUCCUGCCUGUUCAGGAAAACUUCUUGUUGAAGUUCCAGGGUAUCAGACUGACUGCUGAGCAGUUUAAUGCCAUCUUUAUGUACUAUGACAAGGAUGGGAAUGGCUAUAUUGAUGAGCAGGAGCUGGAUGCUCUCCUGAAGGAUCUUUAUGAAAAGAACAAUAAGGACGUGGACUCUAAGAGUCUGACAGGUUAUAAGCAGAGUAUCAUGGCACUGUCGGAUGGGGGGAAACUGUACCGCUCAGAGCUGGAGAUUGUUCUGUGCCGGGAACCCCUGCUGUGAAUCAAGGCUUCCUGACCUCCAUUUCAGCUCCGUUCCAGCCGCCUGACUACUGUUACCUUGUGCAUGUGCCGGGCACCCCUUCCCCUCCUCUUUAAAUGAGUUCUGAAAGAGUGUGCGCACAGAAGCACAAAAUCUCUCCUUUCCUUUUCCACAACCCGUCGCCACUGCUUUCCUGUGCCUACGAACUAACCCAGCUAUAUGACGCCCUCUGCUCAAUUUUAAACCUAUAUAUUUAAAGAAGAGUCUUUCUGAAAGAGUUGCAGACUAAUGGCUAAUAUAUGAUUAGGUAUGUGAUAUAUUUGAAGUGCUUGGCUUCAAAUUCUUGUGGUUUUCUCCUAUCAAUUUAGUUUCUCUUUCUGUUUUUUUCAGUAUCAUUAUUUAUCAUUUUAUUAAUUUCUGCCAAGUUAUGUUGGGGUUUGUGGUGUUUUUUGGCUGACACUGUUUAAAGAUGUAAUGAGAGCAUUAAUAAAAGUUAUGGGAUAAUAUGUUUCAGCUUUUAUACAUUUUGUCAAUUCUAAGGUGAAAAUUAUUAAAAAGUUGAAACGUG
Messenger RNA from Triplophysa rosa, 2130 nucleotides. RefSeq names its product calbindin 2a (gene calb2a). Lineage: Eukaryota; Metazoa; Chordata; Actinopteri; Cypriniformes; Nemacheilidae. Gene Ontology annotation, biological process: regulation of presynaptic cytosolic calcium ion concentration; regulation of long-term synaptic potentiation. Gene Ontology annotation, molecular function: calcium ion binding. The record is from RefSeq and is a predicted model, not a curated record. The transcript has 12 exons. Gene Ontology annotation, cellular component: cytosol; nucleus; synapse. The coding region runs from base 777 to 1583 and encodes 268 amino acids.